Messenger RNA from Podospora anserina S mat+, 234 nucleotides. RefSeq lists its product as uncharacterized. The record is from RefSeq and is a predicted model, not a curated record. The annotation marks the transcript as partial. The transcript has a single exon. NCBI's taxonomy places the organism in Eukaryota, Fungi, Ascomycota, Sordariomycetes, Sordariales, Podosporaceae.
GACGAGAGGCAGUCAUACGAGGAAAGGACUUUUCCGUACUGCCGAACAGCCGUAAUAAACGACCAUUUCGACCGCGAGCAUUUAGGGGGAAUGAAAGAAAUGGAGCGUGAGAAUCUAAUCUUCUGCGAGCAUCCUAAGUGCAAGGAGGAGGGGGUGAAGCUGAAGCAUUUGGAUCAUUUCAGGAAUCAUGUGGAAAGCGUUCAUGGAGUUAAGCUGCGACCGGGUAAAGCAUAA